ACACAAACAAAACAAAAAGAAAAUAGAGACACAACACAACUUGAACUGCACCAUUCAUUCAUAGAACAAUGAAGAAACAUCAUCAACAAAAUGUUUCUCACAAAUUCUUACCAAGCACAAUCCUCAUUCUUCUCUUCUGCUUCUUCCCUUUCGCCAAACCCGAUCUCACGUCGGAGCGUGCCGCACUCUUAACCCUCCGUUCCGCCGUCCGCGGCAGAACCCUUCUCUGGAAUGCCUCGUCAUCUUCGCCGUGCAUUUGGCCCGGUGUUCAAUGUGACGUCAGCAAUGUCACCGUCGUUGAACUUCACCUCCCUGCUGUUGCACUUUCCGGCGAGCUUCCCGCCGGCGUGUUCUCCAAGCUCCCCAACCUCCACACUCUCAGCCUCCGUGUCAAUGCUCUCUCCGGCGUCCUCCCCGCCGAUCUCGCUUCCUGCGUCAAGCUCCGGAACUUUUAUCUGCAGCGGAACGAAUUCUCCGGCGAGGUUCCGGCGUUCUUCUCCGGCAUGACUGGUUUGGUUCGGCUCAAUUUGGCUUCAAACAACUUUUCCGGGCGGGUUCCGGUUGGAUUCGGGAACUUGACCCGGUUGAGGACCCUUUUCCUUGAGAACAAUAGGUUCACUGGGUCAUUGCCCGAGUUGAAAGAGCUGAACGAGUUGGCUCAGUUCAAUGUCUCCUACAACAUGCUGAAUGGGUCGGUGCCAAGAAAGUUGCAAACUUUCACUAAAGAUUCGUUUUUGGGGAAUACCCUUUGUGGGAAACCACUUGCAUUGUGUCCUUGGGAUGAUGGUGGUAGUGAGAAUGGUGCAAAUGGGACUUCAAAUUCAAGUGGGGUUGGAGGAGAUGAAGGGAAGGUGAUUGAAGGAGAGAGGAAGAAGAAGAGCAAGUUAUCUGGGGGUGCCAUUGCUGGUAUUGUUAUUGGGUGUGUGGUGGUUCUUUUGUUGGUUGUGUUUGCUUUGAUUCUAUUGUGUAGGAACAAGAGUGGUAGCAAGACUAGGAGUGUUGAUAGCAUAGUGACAAUGAAGCAGCAAGAGAAGCAUGAUGGUGGUGAGGUGGGAAUUGAGGGUGAGAAUGUGGAGAGUGGUGAUGGGAAUGGGAAUAAUGGGUAUUCGGUGGCGGCGGCGGCGGUGGCGGCGAUGAGUGGGAGUGGUGGUGGAAGGGGUGAAGGUGGUGGUGGUGGUGGUGGAGAUAAGAAGUUGGUGUUUUUCGGGAAUUCGGUGAAGGUGUUCGAUUUGGAGGAUCUGUUGAGGGCUUCUGCUGAGGUUUUGGGGAAAGGGACUUAUGGGACUGCAUAUAAAGCGGUUUUGGAGGAUGGGCCUGUGGUGGCUGUGAAGAGGUUGAAGGAUGUGACCAUUUCUGAGAAGGAAUUCAAGGAGAAGAUUGAAGGGGUUGGAGCAAUGGAUCAUGAAAAUUUGGUACCUCUAAGGGCUUACUAUUAUAGCAGAGAUGAGAAGCUUCUUGUUCAUGAUUACAUGCCAAUGGGAAGCUUAUCUGCACUUUUGCAUGGAAACAAAGGGGCAGGUAGGACACCAUUGAAUUGGGAAAUGAGAUCAAGCAUUGCACUCGGAGCAGCUCGUGGCAUUGAGUAUCUUCAUUCACAAGGGCCUAAUGUGUCUCAUGGGAACAUAAAGUCAUCAAACAUCCUCCUAACCAAGUCCUAUGAUCCAAAGGUAUCGGAUUUUGGCCUUGCACAACUUGUUGGUCCUUCAUCAUCCACACCUAACAGGGUUGCUGGAUACCGUGCUCCUGAAGUAACCGAUCCUCGCAAAGUAUCUCAGAAAGCUGAUGUGUAUAGUUUUGGUGUUUUGCUUUUGGAACUUCUUACUGGAAAGGCUCCCACACAUGCCCUUUUGAAUGAGGAAGGAGUGGACCUCCCAAGAUGGGUGCAAUCAGUUGUUAGAGAAGAGUGGACUUCAGAGGUGUUUGAUAUUGAGCUAUUAAGGUAUCAUAAUGUUGAAGAGGAAAUGGUUCAAUUGUUGCAACUUGCGGUGGAUUGUGCUGCUACAUACCCUGAUAACCGCCCUUCAAUGUCUCAAGUGAGACAACGCAUAGAAGAGUUAUGUAGGUCUAGCUUGAAAGAGGGUACUCAAGAUCAAACCCAACAAUCUGAUUUUAUCAAUGAUAUAGAUGAUGUGUCUUCUAGAUGAGUUUGGUAUGUAUAAGGGUCUCGUUGGCUUUGUCAAAAGCCUCAUAUUUUGCUUCCUAAGUGAAGUAAAUCAAGUGUUUAUGUUGUAUUUUUUUUAGCUUGGGAUAUAAUUUUCUUAAGCACCCAACUUUGAAUUUUUCUCCUAUCUCCAUUGUUCUACUUCACCCUUUUUCUUCUUCCCAAUCAAUAUUUCUUGGGGGAGUGGGAGUGGAUAUCUUGUUUCAAUAGUUAUUGCCGGUGGAUUCUGGUUGAUGUAAUUAUUACUGUUUGCUUUAACAUUGGGACUUUUGCUUUUUGGUGACACUUUUUUUCUCUGUUGAUAUUGAGAUAAUAUAUAGUCGCUUUCAUGGUUGGUU
This is a messenger RNA of Abrus precatorius (Indian licorice), 2499 nucleotides long. Its product is annotated as probable inactive receptor kinase At1g48480. NCBI's taxonomy places the organism in Eukaryota, Viridiplantae, Streptophyta, Magnoliopsida, Fabales, Fabaceae. The coding region runs from base 69 to 2144 and encodes 691 amino acids. Gene Ontology annotation, molecular function: protein binding; ATP binding; protein kinase activity. The record is from RefSeq and is a predicted model, not a curated record. Gene Ontology annotation, biological process: protein phosphorylation. The transcript has 2 exons.